CCACGUCUAUUAUAUACAUUUAAAAACAGGACUCUUAACGAGAAACAGCAAAGUCUUGAAUGCUGUAAAAGCUCAUGCUAUGGAUCCGUUCAAGGACUCGUCAAAGCAAAAUUUAUCAAUAGGGAAUCCCGGGGGAUCUUCCACUGCUCAUCCCAGUCCACAUGUCUCCAUAGGCAAACAGAUUGUACAAGGUUAUAGAGAACUGUUUACACACUUUAUAUCAUUUCCAUUAGCCAUAUACCCUGAUCUGCGAGAAAAGGUUGAGGCUUUUCGGAAUUCUAUAUUGGGUGACAAUAAGGAUAAGAAACCUUUGAAGUUUCAGAGCACUUUGGAUGAAAUGGGAAUCGAAAAGAGGAUGUUUAUUUCGCCAAAUAGUUUACACUUGACUGUGGUUAUGUUAAGGUUAGUAAACAAGGAAGCUGUGGAUGCAGCUCAGGAUAUCCUUAAGAGUAUCUCAGAGAGUGUGAUGCAUGCUUUGGAUAACCGUCCUGUCUUCAUACGACUUAAAGGAUUGAAUUGUAUGAGUGGAUCUUUAGACAACACCCGCGUCCUCUAUGCACCUGUUGAAGAAGUUGGGAAUGAAGGUCGACUUCUAAGGGUUUGUCAUAUUAUCAUCGAUGCAUUUGCGAAUGCUGGAUUUGCCGGGAGAGAUGCAAAGCUAUACUUGAAGCUACAUGUCACGCUGAUGAAUACAACCUACAGAUGGGAUGAAAGGAAAUCAAAUACAUUUGAUGCACGAGAGAUACACAAAGAGUGUGGAGAAAAAGAUUGGGGUGAAUAUCUAAUCAGAGAAGCUCAGAUCUCAAAACGGUUUUGGUAUGACGCGGGCGGCUACUUCCAUUGCUGUGGUUCACUACCAUUUCCACAUUAAGUGACACUGAAAAGGAUAAAUAUCCACUCCACAGAUUCCUUGUCAGGACUCAGGACUCUGACCAGUGAUUCAGUGGUAAUAUCGAAUAUGUAAUACAUGUGUGUGUGUAUGUAACCAACCAAUCAUAGCAAUUGGUAAAUGUGGCUUGUGACAUUAUGUUGUGAUUUACACAUCAUAUAUAAUAUGGUUUGCUAUACUUAAAUAUAAAUAACUUUU
Messenger RNA from Raphanus sativus (radish), 1087 nucleotides. RefSeq lists its product as uncharacterized. The transcript is spliced from 8 exons. The record is from RefSeq and is a predicted model, not a curated record. Bases 80 to 871 code for a protein of 263 amino acids. Gene Ontology annotation, cellular component: nucleus. Lineage: Eukaryota; Viridiplantae; Streptophyta; Magnoliopsida; Brassicales; Brassicaceae. Gene Ontology annotation, biological process: DNA alkylation repair; regulation of DNA-templated transcription.